GUACAUGCAUGUUGAGUUACGAAUUGGUUUUGGACCGGGAGAGAUCGUCUCGUAUACUCGUUGCAUUUAAACGAGCGCAUAUAUAAGGCGGAUGCAUAUAUGUGCAGAAUACGAGCGAGCAGUGUUAAUUUCUAAUUUUUCCUAAUUGUUCAUAAUUACGGGAAAGUUGCGUAGAAAAAAAAGGAGAAUUUAUGACGUGGCUAAAGUUCUAACCGCGCUGGAAACUCGAGGAUAAAGAUUGUUGCAUACAAUUAUUAUGGGACGGUUAACAAUUUGGUUCCUGCUGGGACUAACGUUAUUCGCCGUCUCCGAUCAUGUUGGGUUUGUCAAUGCCGAUGUCGGACCAAGCGAAUCUGAGUGUCGACCCUACAUUGACAGAGCCAUAAAUGAAUUGAAAACAGAUGGUGUCAAAGAUGGCUCUGGGGAACUGCAAUCCGAUCAGCCCCGUAGGAACAACGACGACGAUGACGAUGAUGAUGACGACGAUGAUGAGGACGCGACAAGCGCCAACGACAUAGAUGGCGAUGGCAUACCGGAUGACGAGGACGAUGAUAUCGAUGGGGAUGGUAUACCGAACGAUAAGGAUGAUGACAUCGAUGGCGAUGGCAUACCGAACGAGGAUGACGAUGACAUUGAUGGCGACGGUGUGCCCAACGAGGAUGAUGACGACAUCGAUGGCGAUGGUGUGCCCAACUCCAAGGACGAGGACAUCGACGGCGAUGGUUUAAACAAUGCCGAUGAUGAGGACAUUGAUGGCGAUGGCACAGUUAAUCAUGAGGAUGAUGAUCUCGAUGGCGAUGGCACUCUUAAUCAUGAGGAUAAUGACUUGGAUGGCGAUGGUGUGCCCAACGACGAGGAUGAGGAUAUGGACGGAGAUGGCACAGUCAAUCAUGAGGAUGAAGAUCUCGAUGGCGACGGUGUGCAGAAUGAAGAUGACGAUGACAUCGAUGGCGAUGGCAAAGUGAAUCAUGAGGACGAAGAUCUCGAUGGCGACGGCGUCAAGAACGAAAAGGAUGAGGAUUUGGAUGGCGACGGCAAAGUGAAUAUCGAGGAUGAAGACCUCGAUGGCGAUGGCGUGCCCAAUGAAAAGGACGACGAUCUGGAUGGUGAUGGAAUUCCCAAUGAACACGACAACGAUGUCGAUGGCGAUGGUGUGCCCAACGAGCACGAUGAUGAUGACAGCCAGGCUGAUGACGACGAUGAUGAUGAUGAUGACAAGGCAAAGGUCAAGAAGCGCAGCAAGCGUGAGGUUGAUGCCGCGCCAGUCAUCGACAUUGAGUCUCUGCCAAGCCCCGCCGAGGAGUUCCCCAUCGAAGAGGAAAUCGUCAAGGAGGAAUCUGUUGAGGUGGAGGCCGAACCGGAGCCAGAGCCAGAACCAGAAGUUGAGGCUCUAAAAGAGCCAGAGCCAGAGGCAGAACCAGAGCCAGAGCCAGUUGUCCAGGAGCAGUUGGUAGAGGAGAAGCCCGUCGAACAGGCUCCAGCUGAAGAGGAGUCUGCCGAGGAGGUAGCCGCAGUUCCACAGCAGCCAGAAGCUGCCAAGGAGGAUGCCGUCGAGUCUGAGGAGGCACAGGAUGAACCCCAGGCAGCUGUAGCCCAGGAAGCCGCUGACGCCGACGAUGACGAUGACGAAGAAGAUGACACCAAACCUGAGGAUGAGCUUCUUUGGGAAGGAACAAUUCCCGAGAAUCGCCGCAGUCGUCAGCACAUCACAGAGCUCCUGCUGCUCGACGAGGAGUUCAAUGCUCGCGAGAAGGCCACCGACAAUGUGGCUGAGAUUAUCCUAAAGGACAUCAAGCGCAUCUACGAGAACGCCAUCAAGCCGCUGGAGACGCUGUACAAGUACCGCGACCUGAGCAAUCGUCACUUUAGCGAUCCGGAGAUCUUCUCCAAGCCGCUGGUGCUGUUCAUGGGUCCCUGGUCCGGUGGCAAGUCCUCGAUCCUCAACUAUUUGACCGACAAUGAGUACACCCCGAACUCGCUGAGAACUGGUGCUGAACCCUCUCCGGCCUACUUCAAUAUUCUGAUGUGGGGCAAUGAGACGGAGGUUCUCGAUGGCACACAGCUGGCCGCUGACUACACGUUCUCCGGCCUGCAAAAGUUCGGCCAGGGCCUGGAGGAGCGUCUGCGCGGUCUGAAGAUGAAGAGCAAGCUGCUCGAGAAGGUCAACAUCGUCGAGAUACCCGGCAUUCUCGAGGUGCGCAAGCAGGUCUCACGCGUCUUUCCCUUCAACGAUGCCUGCCAGUGGUUCAUCGAUCGGGCAGACAUCAUCUUUCUGGUCUACGACCCAGCCAAGUUGGAUGUGGGCCCCGAGACGGAGGCGAUACUCGACCAGCUGAAGGGGCGCGAGUACCAGACGCGCAUCAUCCUCAACAAGGCGGACACCGUCCACCCGGAGGAGCUGCUGCGCGUGCAGGGUGCCCUCAUUUGGAACAUCUCGCCGCUGAUGUCGUCGGCCCAGCCGCCACUCAUGUACACCACCUCGCUGUGGACGCAUCCCUACCAGGAUGGCGCCCCGGCCCGCCUGCUGCUGGCCCAAGAGCGCGCCUUCCUGCGCGACUUGCGCACGGCCAUUGACAAGCGCAUUGAGCACAAGAUUGCCAGUGCGCGUCGAUUUGCGGUACGCGUGCGCAACCACGCCAAGAUGGUGGACUGCUAUCUGAACACCUACUUCAACCACAAGACGCUGUUUGGCAACAAGAAGCGCAUCUCGGAUGACAUCAUUGAUCAUCCGCAGAACUAUCACAUCUACGAGGGCCUCUCCACGCUGACCAACAUCUCGCGCUACGAUCUGCCCGAUCCGGAGGUGUACCGCGACUUCUUCCGCCUCAAUCCGCUGUACGAGUUCAAGAAACUCUCCGAAACGUGCACCUACUUCCGCGGUUGUCCCAUCAACAAGCUGGAUCAGGCCAUUUCCUACGAGCUGCCCGAGCUGGCUGGCAAGUACAAGAAGAUGUCCGAAGCGGCGCUGGCCAACAUUGAGUCACAGCAGCAGCAGCAACAGCAGCAACAGUUAGCGGGGGAGGGACAGGGCAAGGGACAGGCUAAUCCCAAAAAGACGAGUUGAGGUGGAGUAGAAAACCGAACCUGCCAUUUAGUUUGUUUUAAUGAGAGAUAGAGAGAAUGUGACAACGACAGCGCCACCGGUGACCGUCUAUUGAGAAUAACGAAAGAGAGAGUGGGAUGGAUAUAUGUUUAGCAGGCGUAGAGAGAGCAAGAGGACAUAUUGAGUGCCGCAAAUAUGAGAGCAGGUUUUUUUUCCUUUUGUAGAAGAACAACAGCGUAAGACAGAAGACAGAAAAGAGAGAGCAGCGGAGUAGAGAGAGCAAAUGAGAGCACUUUGAUAUUUGAAAUAGCAACGGUUGCGUAUGCGCCCAUGUUUUGGCCUUUAGUGAAUUUUAUUUAAUGAAUUUAUCAACCGAUUUGCAAUAGAGAACUUUUUAUUUUAUGAACGAUAACUUAACCGAACUGAGAGAGCCGUAUGAGAGCGACAAACCCAAUUACACAAAGAGAGCAAAUAGACACACAAACAGAGAGCACACUUUUUGGAGCAGGGAGGAGAGUUGAUGGCAAGGGGAGUCCUUAGAAUAUGUGAGAGCAGAGCAGCAAGUAACUGUUAAACUAUUAACUGAGAGCAGAGCGUACCUAAAUAUACAUAUAUCGACGAUAACUAUACCCUGUACCCUCCUAAUUGGCUAACAACCGAUUGGAAUUCAAUUCCCACUACCAGAUUUUUCUUCUUUAAUUUUUGAAGUAGUAGUAAACAACAGCGAAGUUUUGAGCACACACACACACACAGGCAAUAUUGUUAAUGUUUUUUGUUAUUUUUUUUGGUUUUAUUAGGCUUUGAGCAAACCCCCCCACGAUGUCAUAGUUGAUAAGACUUUUUUUGAUAAAAGCAAGAAACACAGUGAAGACACGAUAAUAACAAACUAAUGACCAAAAACUGACGUAUAUUUAUUUAUUCAUGAAUGACCGGACCUAAGCAUAUGUGAGAUAAAGGCGAAAGAGCAGCGUAAACUUAAAUUAAAAAACAAACAAAACAAUUUUACGAACUGAGAAUCUACGUAGAAUGUACUGUGAGAGCGGGUGAAAAUACACAAGUGAAUAAAAACAACAGAGAAAACCCCAAGCAA
Messenger RNA from Drosophila subobscura, 4133 nucleotides. Its product is annotated as sarcalumenin. Bases 257 to 3064 code for a protein of 935 amino acids. NCBI's taxonomy places the organism in Eukaryota, Metazoa, Arthropoda, Insecta, Diptera, Drosophilidae. The record is from RefSeq and is a predicted model, not a curated record. The transcript has 14 exons.